Molecule: messenger RNA, 2623 nt
Organism: Pseudomyrmex gracilis
Lineage: Eukaryota; Metazoa; Arthropoda; Insecta; Hymenoptera; Formicidae
Exons: 4
Coding region: 899-1771 (290 amino acids)
Source: RefSeq, a predicted model, not a curated record
ACAAUAGUCGCAAAAUUUUCCUUUAGUCGACAAUUGUGAUUGGUUGAAUUCUUGACACUUUGAUGUUGCGACCAUUGCAAACGAGAUUUAAUGUGAUUGCUUCCGCAUAUGCUUUGUAUAUAGUUUGUAUAUUCUGAUUCGAGAGUAGGGUUUAGUGUUGUUUAACUUGUGAUAUUAUUAUAUGUACGUGAGAUUUCCGAUAUUGUGCUUCGACGUGACUUAUUUAUUCAGUAGAGAUGCAAAUAGAACGAUCAAGAUCUCCUAUUCAAUUUUAAACGUGCGGUACAAAUGUUACACGUUGCAUGUACGUCAAAACAUCAGCCUGAACGGUCUCGUAAUCGCAUCAAAUUGGAAGUUGUUUAUCGGACAGUGCGCGAAAAUUUGUAUAUUUUGUAUAUAUAAAUUGUAUAUAGAAAUAAAAAACCGAGAAUAUUUACGAAUAUUUUGGAAAUGCUUUAUACGCGUAGAUAGAUCAUGCGAUUUGUUGCCACUAUUACACGAAAGGUGGCAAAUAUUGAAGAAUUGGAAAAAUUACUCUGUUCAGAUGUGAGAAGAUAAAAAAUAUCCGUCAUUUUUUGCGCAUUUUAUACAUUAGUCGAUGAAAAAGAACAUAAAAGUAAUCUAUAUGUAUUUCAGUGUGUAUGUGUGUGUGAAUGAUUAAGUUGGUAAGCUAUUUUCAAUCAUUAAUACAUGUCCUCAUCUAUUAUCUGAUCUUCUGGCAUGAUAUUCUUAUCUGACAGCUUAUCUGAAAUCCAAUAAGUAUCAAAGACAAUAUACUGAAAUAUGUGACUUUGUUUCUUCUUUUCAAAAAAAAAAAAAACUUUAUGUUCUUUUACAUCUACUUCAAGUACUCAGUCCUGGAGAAUUAUUUCCACUGUCUUGCCGGAGCAAGAGUUGCAUGCAUUUUGCUGCUAUGGACAGUUUUUCUCAACAAAGCUAUAAGAACAACAUGGCCACAUAUGAAACGUAUGACGAACCCAUAGUUUCUGCUCAAUCGGUCAAUAAUCAGACAGCAACGCAACAAGUGCAGAAUCAGGAAAAUCAUGAUGCACCUAUUCUGCAACAGCAGCAACAACAAUCACAGCAGCAGCAGCAGCAGCAUCAGACAGAGCAGAUAGAGCACAUAGCACAAAUUCAGUCAAAUGUUCAACAGACAACCUUGACUCCAGUCAGAUUGCCAGCUAUUCUUGAUGGAGAGUUCUUUGUGGUGACCAGAAUGGAGGACACUAAUGUCACAGUACGCUGUUUGCAGUGCCAUAAAUUACUGAAUGGCAAUCUUAAGUCCACUGGCAACUUUCUUAGCCAUAUAAAAAGACUGCAUCCGUUGUUAGUAGAGAAAAUCAAGUGCAAGUCUAAUCUAAGGAGGCCUGCUAUAAUGUAUGUCGAUUCGACCAUGCCUGAAAAGUGCUACGAGGUAACGCGGUCAAAACGCAUCGUGAAUCUUACACCUCAAAUCAAAAAACGUUAUAAAUUGGAAGAGAGUGCGUCAGGCGCCGAAGAGUUUUACGAGAACCAGAGCGCAGACUGGAAUGACGGAUCGAUGAUUCGGCGGCGAUCCGAGGAAAUGGAAUCGGCAGAUCUGUCUCUGAGACUGCCGCACAGCAACUCGUUCACGAUGGAAGACGAAUAUGACGCAAUCGGUCGUAAUGUUGCCGCUAAGCUCAGAAACAUGAGAAACGACCAAAGAAUAAUAGCCGAAAAACUGGUGAAUGAUAUCAUGUUCGAGGCUCAGCUUUGCAAUCUCCACAGAGACUCGAAUAUUAACGUGUGAAAAGAUUCACAUAAAAUUUCUCGAGUCGAUUUCUGUUUCUUAACUAAUCGCAUGAUCUCUUGGUUGCAAUUUGAUCACUCGGUCUCAGUAAGAUUGUUACAUCAACGGGACCGAAUGCUUUAUAGUGAAACUUCCAAUGUCGUAAGGUUUUCUAACGUAAUGUUCACAAUAAUACAUAUGUACAUACAUAGUUACAAAUGAUUAUAUAAUGCGCAUACACAAGGAAGAUUGCGUUAUUUGUAAAUGAACGAAUGAAUGUUUUUCAACAAUACACAAAUUUGUACAUAUAAAUACAUAAAUUGGUGUAUUCUAGUUUAUUACAAAAAAAAAACAAAAAAACGGCUCAUACGUAGUAAUAUACUUUAUAUUUCUCUCUAUCUACAAACAGGUUCUUCUCUGUAGGUCCUCAUCUUCGAAUUUUUAAAUAGAGAAAUGGAAUUCGCAGAUAUAUGUCAUCAGCUGAUUUGUUUCGUAAUUUCGUGUAACGCGUGCGUUGUAAAUCUCCUAAGACAAAUUGUACAACAAAAUAGCUGCGCAACAGAAACGAAGAUUUUUGUUAAUAGUCACGAAAUAAGGAGAACAGAUAUGAAGAUUGAUAUCGAAGAGAUGUAUGAGCGUAUAAAAUCUUAUCGAGAUGCAUUUUUCAUUGUGCGAUUCUCUUUGUACAUAUAAAUAUGUAACAAUAUCUGCGUUCGGCAUUGCAAAUCGGAGACAUCGGAAGCGGAAAAUCGAAUCAAAACGUAUCGUCCAAAUGCGAUUGCACAUCUUCUCGAAGUAAAAUAACACUCCGAGUUGCAAUACCGAGUUGCAGUAACUUUGUUUUGUGUGAAAUAGUUCCCACGUGAUGUAAAA